AUGAAUCCCGUCGCAACAGCCUGGGUUCGCGCGUGUCGCGGAGCACCAACUCGCUGCAUCGUCCUGACGUACCCAUCAAACAUUACCAGCUUCUCCGUGUCGAGACUACAUCGAAGACACGCACCUCAGUCUCAGCAGGCCCCUUUUUCUUCAUUACGGCCAGCCCGCGAAGCUCAACGGGCCCAUGACAACGUCUCGUCGGUGUCCGAAGAUCCUCUUAUUUCCAGCAGCGCCGCCCAAUCCUCUCCCCUUUCGGGAGCCACCGCUGGGUCGAUACCAUUGUCGUCAACGACGAACACCCCCUUCAAUUCCACUACACCGGUCGCGUAUGCAGCAGAGAACCCCGAUGAUGCUACGAAGCCUGCAAAGGGCCACACGUUGGUCGGCCGGGUGUCUCGGGUCGGUACCAUGAACAAGACGGUUCGCGUGAGCCGCACGAUCCAGGUCUGGGACAGACACCUGCGAAAAUACUACAAGCGGAAGGCGCACGACAUGGUGCACGACCCGUUCAACAUUCUGAACGAGGGCGACGUGGUCGAGUAUGGCUCACAUGCUGCCUCGAUAGUACAAGCACCGUCCUCUGUUCGCGACGAGGUGCACGCGGCGAUCGGUGCCGUGCCGGAGAGCACCGGAAGCGGAAGUGAAGGCGAAGGAAAGGCACCUGUGAACAUCACCUACGCCCCGUCGGGUGUAUCGAGUUUAGCUGCGGCCGGCACCACCGGCGGCGUCACGGGCACGAGCAUCGGCGUGGCCGCUCCUACAAAGAACGUCAAAUACGUGGUACACCAAGUCAUCACGCCGUUCGGGCUUCCUGUCCACAUGAGGCUGCCACGCACCGUCGGCAGUCCCAAAGGCCGGUGGGAAGGCACGGCAGGAGAGGUCUUGAAGGGCAAUGUGCGGCAGAAAGCCCGAGGGAAGUCCAAGGCUCGUUAA
This is a messenger RNA of Exophiala spinifera, 933 nucleotides long. RefSeq lists its product as uncharacterized. The record is from RefSeq and is a predicted model, not a curated record. The transcript has a single exon. Bases 1 to 933 code for a protein of 310 amino acids. Gene Ontology annotation, biological process: translation. Gene Ontology annotation, molecular function: structural constituent of ribosome. Gene Ontology annotation, cellular component: ribosome. Lineage: Eukaryota; Fungi; Ascomycota; Eurotiomycetes; Chaetothyriales; Herpotrichiellaceae.